AUGGCUGUCGAUCCGGAAGUGCACAGUGUUGAGUCUCUCUGCGACCCCGCGGCUGAUCGGGAAAACUGCACCAGGAACCAUGACAUCAUCGCCGAGGAUCGUGAGAGCGCUGCUCGGCUUAUCCAGAUGGUUGAUUACAGCGAUACAGAGAACGUAUCGGGGAUAUCGAACCCGACGCGAGCUACAAGGCCUGGGGUUGAACGCAUCGACGCGCUGGGCAGAGCACAGGCUCUGAAAGACACAAAAUGGCACCAGCUCAAUCGUCCUACAGGUCCCUCAACUUCACCGGAAACGGACACUGCCAAACGAGCCCGCCUGAAAUGGGAGCGCGUCGUCAAGGUAGCGAUCCAAGCUGGCGGCGACGAUGGCAACGGCGGCGAAGGCACGCACUCACCAUCGAUCAUGAGCGGGUCGCAGUCUGUCAGUCCGGCGCCUGCUACACGGCCGCCCUCGCAGGAAGUCCCCGCAAAAGGGAACUUCUCGUCGUCGAUCUCGCGAUUCCGGCGCUCGCUGCCGAUCGUGCACCAUGAGCUGCCGCCGCAGAAGGUCGCGAAGAUGAUGGACCAGCGAUAUUUUCUCGAGAUGGUGGAUCUCAAGCACCGGCACGGCAGUAACCUGCGCAAGUACCACAAUUACUGGAAAGACUGCUCCUCGACUCAGAAUUUCUUCUAUUGGCUGGACUAUGGGGACGGGAAGAAUCUAGAGCUGCCCGACUGCCCGCGCGCGAAGCUGGAACAGCAGCAAGUGCGCUAUCUUACGCGCGAGGAGCGAUUCAACUAUCUAGCCACGAUUGAUGAAGCGGGGCUGUUCCGCUGGGCCAAGACUAACGAGCUUGUGAGUACGGAUGGUACACGAUACAAGGAUAGUCUACACGGAAUCGUGCCUAUUGAAGAAGAUGCGCCGCAGUUCAGGGGCCAUUCCGAGUCGGGAUACCCGCUGGCGUACGCAUCGAGCUCAUCGUCCAUGUCAAGUCUGUCAUCCCCAUUAAGCGAGGACUCGGCAGAAGAUAGCGCAAAGGGACUGAACCACGGCUAUGAGGACGCAAAAGGCGUCAGCAAGUUGGCACAUGUGACCCCAGCAGUCAUCCGCGAUAGAUUUGCCCGCAAGCCUUCAAAGAGGAAGGAUAUGUGGAUUUUUGUCGCAGACACUUCAUUCCGCGUGUACAUCGGGAUCAAGGAGAAAGGGGCCUUCCAACAUUCCUCGUUCCUACGGGGCGCACGCAUCGCUGCAGCAGGGUUGAUCAAGAUUUGGAACGGCCAGCUACGGAGCGUGGCACCACUAAGUGGCCACUACCGUCCUCCAUCGGCCAACUUCCGCGCCUUCGUCCAUGCCCUGCAGGAUCAAGGCGUGGACAUGUCCCACAUCUCCAUCACCAAGUCCUACGCCAUCCUUGCCGGUAUGGAAGGGUACACCCGGACGAAACAUAAGUUUCGUACCCUGCACGAGGCAUUCGACAGCUCGAAGCGUAGGCUGUUUCACGAUCGAGACGAACCGACGGAGGCGCAGGUAGCGGACGAGAAGGCAAUCCACAAAGACAACUCGGAGUGUUCAGCGCCACAGGACAGACAUAGCGCAGGAAGCAUUAGCCACCAAGCAGAGCAAGCUCAGAAUCUCCCAUCGAGGAUGAGAAACUUUCACCUCUCGGAUAGCCCUGUCUCUGCUUCGAACACUCUCACCGAAGACCCGGUGGUAGUACCCCCUGGUGGUAGGACCCGCGUUGAUACCCAGAGUGUGUAA
Aspergillus clavatus NRRL 1 is the source of this 1737-nucleotide messenger RNA. Its product is annotated as IQ calmodulin-binding motif protein. The record is from RefSeq and is a predicted model, not a curated record. Lineage: Eukaryota; Fungi; Ascomycota; Eurotiomycetes; Eurotiales; Aspergillaceae. Bases 1 to 1737 code for a protein of 578 amino acids. The transcript has 5 exons.